UCGGAUGCAGAACCCGCCCCUGCGAGCAUCUUCCUCCUCCGACGCGCUCAAGGCCUGGGGACCGCGGGAGAUGCCCGGCUGCGCCCGGGCAGGGCCGGUCUUUGUUUGCCAGUGACGAGGAGGAGAGGCCGCUGCCGCUGCGGAGCUCACCCCUGCUCCAAGCCGGCACCUGCUCCUGCUCCCAUGGGGACCACCGAGGCCACGCUGCGGAUGGAAAACGUGGACGUGAAGGAGGAAUGGCAGGACGAGGAUCUUCCCAGGCCGCUGCCAGAAGAGACGGGGAUGGAAUUGCUCGGCAGCCCGGCAGGGGACACGUCCUCCCCUCCCAACACGCUGAAUUUCAACGGAGGGCAUCGCAAGAGGAAGACGCUGGUGGCCCCAGAAAUUAACAUUUCCCUGGAUCAGAGUGAGGGCUCCUUGCUGUCUGACGACUUCUUGGACACCCCUGACGACCUGGACAUUAACGUGGACGACAUCGAGACCCCCGACGAGACGGACUCGCUGGAGUUCCUGGGGAAUGGCAACGAACUGGAGUGGGAAGAUGACACCCCUGUGGCCACCGCCAAGAACAUGCCCGGGGACAGCGCGGAUCUGUUUGGGGACGGCGCAGCGGAGGACGGCAGUGCCGCCAACGGGCGCCUGUGGCGGACAGUGAUCAUCGGGGAGCAGGAGCACCGCAUCGACCUGCACAUGAUCCGGCCCUACAUGAAGGUGGUCACCCACGGAGGGUACUACGGCGAAGGCCUCAACGCCAUCAUUGUCUUUGCCGCCUGCUUCCUCCCGGACAGCAGCUCCCCGGACUACCACUACAUCAUGGAGAACCUCUUCCUGUACGUCAUCAGCAGCUUGGAGCUGCUGGUCGCCGAGGACUACAUGAUCGUGUACCUGAACGGCGCCACGCCGCGGCGGAGGAUGCCCGGCAUCGGCUGGCUGAAGAAAUGCUACCAGAUGAUCGAUCGGAGGCUGCGGAAAAACCUGAAGUCGCUGAUCAUCGUCCACCCGUCCUGGUUCAUCCGGACCGUGCUGGCCAUCUCGCGCCCCUUCAUCAGGUAUGAGGAGGAAAGGCUUAAGGCCAGGAGAGAGAGCGCGAGGCCCCAGCCGGAGUUUGUCUUACCCAGGUCCGAAGAGAAGCCGGAGGUGGCGCCAGUGGAGGACAGAUCUGUUCCCGUCACAGAAGAUCAGGAAACAAGGUGA
Messenger RNA from Propithecus coquereli (Coquerel's sifaka), 1194 nucleotides. It is a transcript of the gene ATCAY, whose product is annotated as ataxia, cerebellar, Cayman type. Gene Ontology annotation, biological process: apoptotic process. The record is from RefSeq and is a predicted model, not a curated record. Bases 184 to 1194 code for a protein of 336 amino acids. The transcript has 12 exons. Gene Ontology annotation, cellular component: cytoplasm. Lineage: Eukaryota; Metazoa; Chordata; Mammalia; Primates; Indriidae.